AUAUAUGUUGGCUGGUUAUCUCAUGAUCCUUUAUAUACCGCCUCUACCGCCCCAAAUUCCUGCUUUCUUAUUCACGAGUAGUCAUCCGAAUCUACCCUCCUGAAGCCCAUUGACCCAGUUGUCGAGCAGUAAAUACCCUCCGUGAUCUCGACCAUCGAUCGAUUAACUCGUACUUUCCAAUACUCCCAAAAUGGUUCGCAAUCUUGGAUUCCUUUUAACCGGUCUGGCUACUACAUUGUUCGCAUCCCCUGUUUACAGCGUAGCACCACCGGCAUUUCUACUCGCCGGUGAUUCAACAACGGCCAUUCAAAAUGCAGGUUUGACAGGUGGUGGAUGGGGUAAUGGUUUUCUAGCUACACUUCGCAAUGGAGCUGGAGGUAUCAAUUAUGGACACAAUGGUGCAACGACUGUAAGCUUCGUCAAUGGUGGCGAUUGGGCAAAAGUAUUGGCAUCUGUAGCAAAGUAUAAGGCAGACUAUACAACUUUUGUUACAAUUCAAUUUGGUCACAAUGAUCAAAAGGCAACAGCAAACAUCUCAGUUGCGGAGUACAUGACCAAUUUGAAGAACAUGGCGGAGGAUGUAGUAGCGGCUGGUGGAACUCCAAUCCUCGUCACUUCUCUGACCCGUCGAAGCUUCAAUAGUUCAGGUCUUGCUAAAGAAGAUCUUGCCGUACAAGCCAAUGCUACCAUAGCCGUUGCUAAAUCGAUCGGAUCCUUAUACAUAGAUCUUAACCGCGCAUCCACAGACUAUGUCGAUGCUAUUGGGGCGACCGAUGCUGCGACGUAUAACUUGACACCAACGGAUUUCACACACAUUAAUGCUGCCGGAAGUGUUUUGUUCGGAAACAUUGUCAGUGGAUUGAUCGAUGUUGCCGUGGGCAAGUCAUUGGGUUUCGAUAUUGAGACUUAUACCACGCCAAAUGCGACAAUUGCAAAGGAUGUUGCCAGUGGGACUUAUAUAUUCCCGAGUGGAUUUGGAACUCUACCAAACAACACCCUUCCAGCAUAGGAUUCUCGUAUGAUGAAAUAACGUUUUGGGAAUUGUGUAUGCUUUGAGAUUUCUUUUCUGGAAACUGUAUAUACUACGAUAUGAGAUUUAAUGAAACGGAGAUAAUUAUUUUACUAAAUUGUUUGGUCGUGCCUUUGUUCUCCAAUACAAUCUAAUAUUAGACGAAAAGCUCUUCUGGGAGAUGGAAGAAAUAACGGCGGGCGAUGGUAUUUCAGCCCGGAAG
Botrytis sinoallii is the source of this 1232-nucleotide messenger RNA. RefSeq lists its product as uncharacterized. The transcript has 3 exons. The coding region runs from base 191 to 1009 and encodes 272 amino acids. Lineage: Eukaryota; Fungi; Ascomycota; Leotiomycetes; Helotiales; Sclerotiniaceae. Gene Ontology annotation, molecular function: hydrolase activity. The record is from RefSeq and is a predicted model, not a curated record.